AUUUAUAUUCGGGUGUAGGACUUUGCUGAAUAAUAAUAUUCUAAAUUUCUUCAAAUAUAUCUCUCUAUAUAUACGUGUGUGUGUGUGUGUAUAUAUAUGAUAUAAAAAAAAUAAAAUGUAAAAAUGUAUACGAUCUGUUUUGUGUUUGUGUGUGGCUAAUACUAGUUUGUGUUUGGGUUGUAUCCUAAACGACUCCCUAGCUAGGGACCCUACGUAGGGACGUCGUGACGUCGGCGAGGAUCCCUGUCCCACACUAGGUAGUGCACUAAGAUAAGGGAGGGUGGAGGUAUUCGGGAUACGGCGCGUGUUAUUCUUCGCGGCUUCGCUUUAGCUAACUUGCUAAACACUUUCUGAGGAGGAAUGCUAACUCGCUAACGCUAACAUUUCUUGGUUUAGCUAGCUAACACCUCAACGGAUACUUUUACCUGGAAUAUUUUAUACAUUUUAAUGAUUUUUUUUAAAUGAUAAGGCGUUAAAUGGCUAAAAGGGUAUGCGUGUGGAUCAUUUUUUAAGCGAUGAUGAGGUGGGAAUUUAAAAAAGAUGAAAAAACGAUGAAAAUAAUUUAAAAAUUGAGUUGAUUUAGAAACGAGCGCGCGACCAACCGGGAGUUUUUUUUUUUUUUUUUUUUUUAAUCAGGUUAGCUAGCAGGCUAGUUCGUUGAGAAACUAGCCUAGCUAGUUAGCUAGGGAUAUUUUUGCGGUUUUUAUUCGCUGACAAGGUGUGAGUUUUGGUUUAUUUUUAUGCUGUAAUCUGUUUCUCUGGAUGGCGCCGCAGAAAUACCCGGGGCAGGUGGUGAGCGCUGCUGCGGGCGGCAGGGCGAGUGGAGCGGUUUGUGUCUCCGCCGUCAGCUCGGUGAAAAAGCCCAAGAUGGAGCAGAUCCAGGCCGACCAUGAGCUCUUCCUCCAGGCCUUCGAGAAACCUACGCAAAUAUACAGAUUUCUGCGCACGAGGAACCUAAUCGCUCCGAUUCUGCUACACAGAUGUCUCACGUUCAUGUCCCACAGAAACUCUCGAACAAACACCAACAGGAAAGCGUUUAAGGUGGACAGCAUGCUGGCGAAGGUGGAGAAGAUGAAAGGAGAUCAGGAGUCACACAGUUUAUCGUCGCACCUGCAGCUGACCUUUACCGGAUUCUUUUAUAAAAACGAUAAGCCAUGUCAAAACUCAGAAAACGAGCAAAACUCGGUUUCUCUCGAGGUGCUACUCGUCAAAGUCUGCCAUAAAAAGCGAAAGGAUGUCAGCUGCCCCAUAAAGCAAGUGCCUACAGGGAAGAAGCAGGUGCCUCUGAACCCGGACGUGAAGCAGACGAAGCCGGCGUCGUGUCCCACGCUGCUCGUGUCCAGCACCGAGUUCGAGCCCAGCAACAGCCACAUGGUGAAGUCCUACUCGCUGCUGUUCCGAGUGUCCCGGCCCGGAAAAACACACUCCAGCGCCUACGUCAACGGAGAGACGGACGAGAACAUGGACGUGAAGGAGGAUCUGUCGAGCAGGAAGAAGAGGGGCGUGUCUCACCGUGACGACGAGGGAAACGCCACGGAGACGUUCGUCGCGCAGAUGACCGUGUUUGAUAAGAACAGGCGUCUGCAGCUGCUGGACGGUGAGUACGAGGUGUCGAUGCAGCAGAUAGAAGACUGUCCCGUCAGUAAGAAAAGAGCCACCUGGGAAACCAUCCUGGACGGAAAGAGGUUGCCUCCGUUUGAAACCUUCUCUCAGGGACCGACCCUACAGUUCACACUACGCUGGACCGGUGACCCCAACGACCCCUCGACGGCUCCUGUAGCGAAACCGCUGUCCACACGCAACUCCGACGCCAGCGGCCCGGAAACUCGUACCCCCACCCUCAGAUCUGCCCCGGCGGUAGUAGUGAAAGACUCAGUGAACAGCAGCAGCAGUGGAGGUGGAGGAGGAGGAGGAGGUGUUGGAGGUGGAGGAGGUGUUGGUGGUGUUGGAGGUGUUGGUGUUCAGACGAGGAGAGAGCAGACCAUCUCUGAACCCAGACAGAAGCUCCGCAUUUUCUAUCAGUUUCUGUACAACAAUAACACGCGGCAGCAGACGGAGGCUCGCGACGACCUGCACUGUCCCUGGUGCACGCUGAACUGCCAGAAGCUCUACAGCCUCCUCAAACACCUCAAACUCUCCCACAGCCGCUUCAUCUUCAGCUACGUGCCUCAUCCCAAAGGGGCGAGGAUAGACGUGUCCAUAAACGAGUGUUACGACGGCUCGUACGUAGGGAAUCCUCAGGACAUCCACAGCCAGCCGGGAUUCGCCUUCAGCCGCAACGGCCCCGUGAAGAGGACCGCCGUCACCCACAUCCUCGUCUGCAGGCCCAAGCGCACGAAGCCGAGCCUGUCGGAAUUCCUGGAGUCGGAGGACGGCGAGCCGGAGCAGCAGAGGACGUACGUGAGCGGACACAACCGGCUGUACUUCCACAGCGACAGCUGCAUGCCGCUGCGUCCUCAGGAGAUGGACGUGGACAGCGAAGACGAGAGAGACCCCGAGUGGCUGAGGGAGAAAACCUCCACGCAAAUCGAGGAGUUCACGGACGUCAACGAGGGAGAAAAGGAGGUGAUGAAGCUCUGGAACCUUCACGUCAUGAAACACGGGUUUAUAGCAGACAACCAGAUGAACCAGGCCAUUAUGCUGUUUGUGGAGAACUGCGGUCCUCACAUUGCACACAGGAACCUGUGGCGCAACUUCCUGCUUCACCUGGUCAGCAUGCACGACUUCAACCUGGUCACCACGGCGACCAUCGACCGGGCGAUGACGCGGCUGCGGGAGAUCCAGGCCGAGCUGCCCAAGCCGGAGGAAAGCGCGUGUAACGGCCACGCCGUCUCCUCGGGCUUCUCCCUGCACGGCAAACGCACCAAGAGCGCCGUCACCGACUGAACGCCGAGCGCGACUCCGAAAAUCAACUCCGCUGUGGUUCAGCGCCGGGAAAAAAAACCUGGAAAAAAAAAAAAAAAAAAAAGACGGCUAGAGCGGCAAAUUCUAAAAAACGAAAGUCGGAGCUGCUACGAAUCAUCACAACUUUUGUUCAUCAACUUUUUUUUUUUUUUUAAGUGAUUCUAGAAAGCGCUGAAACCAUUUUUCGUUCUCUAGAACGAACCGAAACUGUUAAAUUAGUUAAAAUUCGCUGUUCGAUACGACGCUGAAAUGUUCCGGAAAUUUCAGAAAUGUGGUUUUCUAGAGUUAAAACAUUUAGAAAUAAAUGUUUUAGAGCUGAAGUUAAAAUGAUCGGCGUCUAAAACCUGGCUGCAGAACAUUGCUGAAGAUUUUGGGCUUUCCAAAAAACAAACAAACAAACAGACAAACAAAAACAAAUAAAUAAAUAAACAAAUAGAGAUUUUUGGAUGAUUGAAGAAAGCAUAGAAACUGUUUCUGCUUUUCUAGAUUUCAUGGAAACUUCCGGAAGAAGGUUGAAGGUGAAGAUGCAGGUUUCUCAGACCAGCUCUUCUCUUCUUCUCAUCUUCUGGGGUUUGAGAAUGAAAGUGGAAUUUCUUCUCCGAUUCCAGAAAGCGCUUAAGCUCUUUAUUUUUUUAUUUUUUUUAAAAACACAAUUGUAGAGCUGAAGGGUUGAAAGGAUAAGGGAUAUUUUUUUUUUUUUUUUUUUUUUUUUUUUUCUGGUGAAAUCAUUUCUGAAAUUUCCAGAAAGUGUUUAUUAUUCGAGAUUUAAAACAUUUAAAAAUAAAUACAAUAAAUGUUUUAUAGCUGAAGUUAAAAUUCCAGGCUUCUAAAAAUACAUUCUUAAAAAAAAAAAAAAGAAAGAAAAAAAAAGAUAUUCGUCACUUUU
Pangasianodon hypophthalmus (striped catfish) is the source of this 3790-nucleotide messenger RNA. RefSeq names its product SUZ12 polycomb repressive complex 2 subunit b (gene suz12b). The transcript is spliced from 16 exons. The record is from RefSeq and is a predicted model, not a curated record. The coding region runs from base 763 to 2886 and encodes 707 amino acids. Gene Ontology annotation, cellular component: nucleus; ESC/E(Z) complex. Lineage: Eukaryota; Metazoa; Chordata; Actinopteri; Siluriformes; Pangasiidae. Gene Ontology annotation, molecular function: chromatin DNA binding.